Molecule: messenger RNA, 688 nt
Organism: Aspergillus pseudonomiae
Lineage: Eukaryota; Fungi; Ascomycota; Eurotiomycetes; Eurotiales; Aspergillaceae
Product: 60S ribosomal protein uL5
Exons: 4
Coding region: 42-569 (175 amino acids)
Biological process (GO): translation
Cellular component (GO): cytosolic large ribosomal subunit; ribosome
Molecular function (GO): RNA binding; structural constituent of ribosome
Source: RefSeq, a predicted model, not a curated record
UCUAAUCACACGAGUCGACCAUACACGCCAAAGUAGUCGCCAUGUCGGACGGAAAGGACAAGAGCGCGAACCCCAUGCGCGAGCUGCGCAUCCAGAAGCUCGUGCUUAACAUCAGUGUCGGAGAGUCUGGUGACAGACUUACCCGUGCUGCUAAGGUGCUCGAGCAGCUGAGCGGUCAGACUCCUGUCUACAGCAAGGCCCGCUACACUGUCCGUACCUUCGGUAUCCGUCGUAACGAAAAGAUCGCCGUCCACGUCACCGUCCGUGGCCCCAAGGCCGAGGAGAUCCUUGAGCGUGGUCUUAAGGUCAAGGAGUACGAGCUCCGCAAGAGGAACUUCUCCGAGACCGGCAACUUCGGCUUCGGUAUCAACGAGCACAUCGAUCUUGGUAUCAAGUACGACCCUGGCAUUGGUAUCUACGGCAUGGACUUCUACUGCUGCAUGACCCGCCCUGGUGAGCGUGUCGCUAAGCGUCGCCGCUGCAAGGCCCGUAUCGGUGCUCCUCACCGUAUCAACCAGACCGAGACCAUCAAGUGGUUCAAGAACCGCUUCGACGGAAUCGUCCGGUAAAUGUUUCAUUUCUGGUCUUUGGGGGAGCCAGGGGGCUGCGUUUAUGAUGAAUCAAUAAAAAAGGGCAGAAAAUAUGCCGUUCUGCUUUGAAAUACUUGUUUCUACCACGGCAUGAGGAU